CCGUGAGAAUAAUUGACAGCAGUGGAAUGACUGCUGCUGUCAGCGCGUCCUCUCGGAUCCGCCGUGAAUCUGCAGGCUGGCACCCGGAUGUGGCGAAAAUGUUUGGCGCUCCUCUCUUAGGGUCUGCGCUGAAAACAUUUUACAAUUCGGGUUAACGGAUCAGUUCAGGCUCGCGCGUCGACACCUUUGGAUGUUUUUCUUCCAACGAUGAGUUGGAUAUAAAACGAACAUUUUCAAUGUGGAUUCGAGGAUGCAAGAAGCAGAUGAACAGUCUGAAGGGGCACAGCAUGCCAGCAAAAGGACCACUCACUCCGCUGACGCCUCGGCUCUCUGGUCAGAAAGCCACACCCAUCUGCACCAACUCCAUCCACCUGAGCCCCUGCAGGCCCCGCCCAGCACUGGCAAGCCCGUCGGCUCCUCUUGCGGCCUCCUCGGGUCCAACAGUGGGAUUCAGGAUCCCGAUGGCACUGGUACUGGUGUUAGCCCCGUCCUCGCUUGGCAUGCCGCCAUUAGCGCUGCUCGCCAAGCACAGGGUGAUGUUGAAAAGCCAGAGAUAAGUUUACGACCCUCAGUGUGCAUCACUGGACCAGCUCCUGUUGGCUCACUGGCGCAGAGGAAGAGGCAGCAGUACGCCAAAAGCAAAAAGCAGGGAGGAUCUACCAACAGCAGGCCACCCAGAGCUCUUUUCUGCCUCACCCUAAACAACCCGAUCCGCAGAGCCUGCAUCAGCCUGGUGGAGUGGAAACCAUUUGAUAUCUUUAUACUACUGUCUAUUUUUGCCAACUGUGUGGCCUUAGCCAUUUACAUCCCUUUCCCUGGAGAUGACUCCAACUCUACCAACCAAGAACUGGAAACAGUAGAAUAUGCCUUCCUGAUCAUUUUCACAAUAGAAACAUUUUUGAAGAUUAUUGCCUACGGCCUGGUCAUGCACCAAAACUCCUACGUCAGAAACGGCUGGAACAUGCUGGACUUUGUCAUCGUCAUAGUGGGGUUGUUCAGUGUUGUUCUAGAGAUGAUAACCAAGGACGCUGACUCUGGCGGCCAGUCGGGGGGCAAACCUGGGGGGUUUGAUGUCAAGGCCCUCCGAGCCUUUCGCGUGCUACGACCCCUUCGCCUUGUCUCUGGAGUUCCUAGUUUACAGGUGGUUUUAAACUCCAUUAUUAAAGCCAUGGUUCCCCUUCUUCACAUUGCUCUGCUGGUCCUCUUUGUUAUUAUCAUCUACGCCAUCAUCGGCUUGGAGCUCUUCAUUGGCAAAAUGCAUGCCACAUGCUACGUGAUACAAACAGGUGCCCUUGCAGAAGAAGAGCCCACGCCAUGUGCUGUAUCAGGGCAUGGCCGUCAUUGUCUGCUCAAUGGUACAUUUUGCAGAGAGGGCUGGCAAGGCCCCAACAACGGAAUUACCAACUUCGACAAUUUUUUGUUUGCCAUGCUCACAGUGUUCCAGUGCAUUACCAUGGAGGGCUGGACCGAUGUUCUCUACUGGAUGAAUGAUGCAAUGGGCUUUGAGCUGCCGUGGGUCUACUUUGUCAGUCUGGUCAUCUUUGGAUCCUUCUUUGUUCUCAACUUGGUUUUGGGUGUGUUGAGCGGAGAGUUUUCCAAAGAGCGAGAAAAAGCCAAGGCUCGGGGAGAUUUCCAGAAGCUACGUGAGAAGCAGCAGUUAGAGGAAGACCUGAAAGGCUACCUGGACUGGAUUACCCAGGCCGAGGACAUCGACCCCGAGAACGAGGAGGAGGGAGAUGAGGAGGGCAAGCGAAACCGGGUCACGCUGGCUGACCUCACUGAGAAGAAGAAAGGAAAGUUUGGCUGGUUCACUCAGUCCACAGAGACACAGGCGAGCAUGCCCAGUGAGACAGAGUCAGCAAACACAGAGAAUCACAAUGGGGAGGAAAACAAGUCACCUUGCUGUGGGCCGCUGUGUCAAAAAAUUACUAAGUCAAAGUUCAGUCGUCAGUCGCGACGGUGGAAUCGUUUCUGUCGCAGAAAGUGUCGUGCAGCCGUGAAAUCUGUGACGUUUUAUUGGCUGGUCAUCAUCUUGGUGUUCCUCAACACUCUCACCAUCGCCUCUGAGCACUACAACCAGCCGGACUGGCUGACGGAAGUACAGGAUGUUGCCAACAAAGUUCUCUUGGCAAUGUUCACCAUGGAGAUGCUAGUGAAGAUGUACAGCUUGGGGCUGCAGGCAUACUUUGUGUCCCUGUUCAACCGCUUUGACUGUUUUGUGGUGUGUGGAGGCAUUGUAGAGACCAUCCUGGUGGAGCUCGCCAUCAUGUCUCCACUGGGCAUCUCUGUAUUCCGUUGUGUACGACUGCUUAGGAUCUUCAAGGUUACACGUCAUUGGGCAUCUCUUAGUAACCUGGUGGCCUCUCUGCUCAAUUCCAUGAAGUCCAUUGCCUCCCUGUUGCUGCUGCUCUUCCUCUUCAUCAUUAUCUUCUCCCUGCUUGGCAUGCAGCUUUUUGGGGGCAAGUUUAACUUUGACGAGACUGUGACCAAAAGGAGCACGUUUGAUAACUUCCCCCAGGCCUUGCUCACUGUGUUCCAGAUCUUGACAGGAGAAGAUUGGAAUACAGUGAUGUAUGACGGGAUCAUGGCGUACGGCGGUCCGGCAUCCUCUGGAAUGGUGGUCUGCAUUUACUUCAUCAUCCUCUUCAUCUGUGGAAACUACAUCCUGCUAAACGUCUUCUUGGCCAUCGCUGUUGACAACCUGGCAGACGCAGAGAGCCUCAACACAGCACAGAAGGAAGAAGAGGAGGCCAAGAAGAGAAAGAAUAGUGUCAAGGACGCAAGCACAGAUAAUAAGAGAAUUGAAAUAAUAGAUGUCAAUGAUGGAGAGACCAAGAUGCCAGCGGAGGCCUUGCUGGAGGAAGACAAGGAGUCUUAUCCUGCCAUCCACUCUCCAGUGUGGGAUGAUGACGACAAUAAGGGUGGUCUCGCAGAUAUCCCGCCAGGGCCUCGCCCUCAGAGGCUGUCUGAACUCAGCAUCAAAGAAAAGACUCUGCCCAUCCCUAAGGGCAGUGCUUUCUUUAUCUUCAGCAGCACUAACCCGUUUCGUGUAUUCUGCCAUAAGCUGAUCAACCAUCAGAUCUUCACCAACCUCAUCCUGGUCUUCAUCAUGCUCAGCUCUGUCUCUUUGGCUGCUGAGGACCCAAUACGCAACUUCUCUGCUCGCAAUAUCAUACUUGGUUAUUUUGACUAUGCUUUCACCGCAAUCUUUACUGUUGAGAUCCUGUUGAAGAUGACAGCGUUUGGAGCGUUCCUUCAUAAAGGGGCGUUUUGUAGAAACUACUUCAACCUUUUAGACCUGCUGGUCGUUGGUGUGUCUCUGGUCUCCUUUGGCAUUCAGUCCUCUGCUAUCUCAGUGGUGAAGAUUCUCCGUGUUUUGAGAGUUCUCCGUCCACUCAGAGCUAUUAACAGAGCCAAGGGACUUAAGCAUGUGGUCCAGUGUGUGUUUGUGGCCAUCAGGACCAUUGGCAACAUCAUGAUCGUCACUACUCUGCUGCAGUUCAUGUUCGCUUGUAUCGGAGUGCAACUUUUUAAGGGGAAAUUUUAUCGAUGCACAGAUGAUGCAAAGUCCAGCCCAGAGGACUGCAAAGGUACCUACAUUCUCUACAACAACGGGGACACAGCACUGCCCAUGGUGAAGGAGAGGAUCUGGUACAACAGCGACUUCAACUUUGACAACGUCCUUAUGGCCAUGAUGGCUCUUUUUACUGUCUCCACGUUCGAAGGGUGGCCCACUCUACUCUACAAGGCAAUCGAUUCUAACAAAGAGAACAUGGGUCCCAUCUACAACUACCGCAUCGAGAUCUCCAUCUUCUUCAUCAUCUACAUCAUAAUCAUCGCCUUCUUUAUGAUGAACAUCUUUGUUGGUUUCGUUAUUGUCACCUUUCAGGAGCAGGGGGAGAAGGAGUACAAAAACUGUGAGCUGGACAAGAACCAGCGUCAGUGUGUGGAAUAUGCUCUUAAAGCUCGUCCUCUGCGACGCUACAUCCCCAAAAACCCUUACCAGUACAAGUUCUGGUAUGUGGUCAACUCUACUGGCUUUGAGUAUGUGAUGUUUGUCCUAAUCAUCCUAAACACCCUGUGUCUGGCCAUUCAGCACCAUGGUCAGUCUCACCUGUUUAACUAUGCCAUGGAUAUCCUCAACAUGGUCUUCACUGGAGUUUUCACUGUGGAGAUGAUCCUUAAGCUUAUCGCCUUCAAACCCAGAAACUAUUUUGCUGAUGCAUGGAACACGUUUGAUGCCUUAAUUGUUGUGGGUAGCGUGGUUGACAUUGCCAUCACUGAGAUCAAUUCGGCAGCCAUUCCUGUCGUCAAGGUGAUAGUGGAGCCAGGGAACACGGAGGACAGUGCUCGCAUCUCCAUCACCUUCUUCCGUCUGUUCAGAGUGAUGCGAUUGGUCAAACUUCUGAGCAGAGGGGAGGGCAUCAGGACUCUGUUGUGGACCUUCAUCAAGUCCUUCCAGGCUCUACCCUAUGUUGCACUCCUGAUAGCCAUGCUGUUCUUCAUCUAUGCUGUAAUUGGGAUGCAGGUGUUUGGGAAAAUAGCCAUGGUGGAUGGAACACAAAUCAACCGCAACAACAACUUUCAAACCUUUCCUCAAGCUGUGCUGAUGCUCUUCAGGUGUGCCACAGGUGAAGCCUGGCAGGAGAUCAUGUUGGCCUGUCUGCCAGGUAAGCUGUGUGAUUCAGAGUCGGACUACAACCCUGGAGAGGAGAGAACCUGCGGAAGCGGUUUUGCCAUUAUCUACUUCAUCAGCUUCUACAUGCUCUGUGCUUUCCUGAUCAUAAACCUGUUUGUUGCUGUCAUCAUGGAUAACUUUGACUAUCUGACCCGCGAUUGGUCCAUUCUUGGACCACAUCACCUGGAUGAGUUUAAAAGGAUCUGGUCUGAAUACGACCCUGAAGCAAAGGGCAGGAUAAAACACCUUGAUGUGGUGACUCUGCUGAGAAGGAUCCAGCCUCCGCUGGGCUUUGGCAAGCUCUGCCCUCACAGAGUGGCCUGUAAACGUCUGGUGGCGAUGAACAUGCCCCUCAACAGUGAUGGGACAGUCAUGUUUAAUGCCACCUUGUUUGCUCUGGUCCGCACUGCUCUCAAGAUUAAGACUGAGGGUAACUUGGACCAAGCCAAUGAGGAGCUUAGAGCUGUGAUUAAAAAGAUCUGGAAGAGGACCAGCAUGAAGCUACUGGACCAAGUGGUGCCCCCUGCAGGCGAUGACGAGGUAACAGUGGGGAAGUUCUAUGCCACCUUCCUGAUACAGGACUACUUCAGGAAGUUCAAGAGGCGCAAAGAGCAAGGUCUUGUAGGAAGGCACUCAUGGGAAAGGCUGAACACAACCAUGGCUCUACAGGCCGGCCUGCGCACGCUGCAUGACAUUGGACCAGAGAUCCGGCGAGCCAUAUCUUGUGACCUUCAAGAGGCAGGGCUGGUAAAUGUUGAUGGAGAGGAAGAAGAGGAAAUCUACAGGCGUAACGGCGGCCUUUUUGGGAACCAUGUCUACCAGGUCAGUGCCGAACAGCAAGGCUACUGCCACCCAACCACUGUCACUGAACGGCCGCUACAGAUCCUGCCCUUCUCCUGUACUGCCUCAACUGAACCCACCCAAACAGGCAGGAGAGCCAGCAACGUGGACAGAGGAGGGGAGACAGAGAUGAACUCUUCACCUGUCCUAUAUAACCAUCAUUAUCACUCCCCUCAUCCGUAUAAUCAUCCUCACUGUAUUUCUACUUGCCAUCAAUCGCCAAUACCCUCCAAUGCCAACCUCAACAAUGCCAACGUGCCCUCACUUCUCUCCAUGAACAAUGGGAGGCAGCAGAAGUGUUUGUUAAGGCAAGACCGUCCGUCCUCCACCCAAAAUGGAUCAUCAGUGUCCACUGACAGCAAAGACAAACUUUGGAAGUCACACUCCACGAGGACACGCUACUAUGAGGCCUACAUUAGUUCAGAAAGCGGCGGUGGGCUCUACCCUACCAUUCGUCGAGAGGAGCCAGGGGGCAGGGACAGCGAUGAUGAGCGAGGCUCGGGAGAGUACUUCAGCGGGGAGGAGUUUCACGAAGACGACAUCAUGUUCCCAAAGGACAGGUUGCCCAACAAGGAACACCAUGAUGCAGAGGGACACUUUGACCUUGAGGUUUCCAAGGGCGACCACCAGUCUGAUGGUUACUAUGACGAUGACCAACUGCCCAUCUACCAAGACAGCAAGCGGUCACCCAGGAAAUGGAUUUUACCCUCUCCUCGAGCCUCCAACAAGCCAACAUUCAGUUUUGAGUGUCUUCGCAGAAAAAGUAGUCAGGAAGGCGCUCCUCCUUCUCCAUCCUGUACAGCUCUUCCACUACACCUGGUGCAGCAACAGGUAAUGGCGGUGGCCGGUCUCGAUGCGAGCAGAAUUCACAGCUUGUCCCCUACGCGGUCGCUUUGCUCCUGGGUCACGCCUCCUGCCUCACCCAUCAGCCAUGACUGCUCCCCGAGCUACACACCACUCAUACAGGUGGACUGGCGUAGUCCCGGCAGCAUCGGCAGCAUCCCCGGAGCAGUGAAGAGGAGUUCGUGGUAUACAGACAGCCAGGACGGUCCUACCAAUCGCAGCCACUCUCCGUCACUUCUGCAGUUACCUGCAGACAGCUGCUCACACUUCCUGCAGAAGAGAGGCAGCGCAAACAGUGUGGUGGAGGCUGUGUUGAUCUCUGAGGGUCUGGGAAAAUUCGCCAGGGACCCCAGGUUUGUAGCAGUUACGAAACACGAAAUUGCAGACGCCUGCGAAAUGACCAUCGAUGAGAUGGAAAGCGCUGCCAGUAACCUGCUGAACGGGAGUAUGGGUAACGGCAACGCUGGGGAAACAGGGAACAUCAGCUCGGACCUACAUGCUAUUGCACGUGUUAGAGACAGCAGUAUCCAUGACUACAGCGACGAGGAGCCAUACAUUGCUCUGAAGUGCGAGGAGGACCUAACAGACGAGAUGAUACGCAUCACGUCGCUAUAGCAGACUCACACUGGAUUAUUUAGGUUUUUUCAAUUAAAAUUCUACAACUAUUCCACAGUAAGGGGAUGUCUUCUCAGGAGUACCCUGCCAUAGACACAACAUGUUUAACAUGGAUGGAUAAGAGAACAAAGUGCCUUGUUUUCUCUUUCUGUGGCUUGAUGAAUGGAACCGUAAGAGAGAUGAGAGAAACGGAUGGUAACAUGGAAGAGCUGAGUUAAAUUAAGCAAAAGUUCAAACCAGAGUGAAUCUAUCUACUCGCCAGCCUGCCUGUCAUUUAGCAGGAAUUCAGGAUACUUCUUAAAAUAUUAAAAGGGGUUUGAUAUAGCUAAAUAACCUCGCCCUCGUCAAGUUUUGUAAAUUUUUAUUGUUCUGGCUCUGUGCUGCAACACAGGGUUGCAGCACAGAGCCAAAACAAGGGUGAGGGUGUUUGCAUCCAUGUUGAGUGAACAAUGUUGUCAUUGUUCUGCUGCACUGUCCUAAAAUUGUGGGACUUUAUACAAACAAGACCAUGUAUUGUACACUGUUCGCUCAAUCAUUAAGACAGAAAAUGUUUCACCUUUCUGAACACAUUGAUAAGUGACUGAAAGAGUGACGCUGGCUUU
Messenger RNA from Etheostoma spectabile (orangethroat darter), 7578 nucleotides. It is a transcript of the gene cacna1db, whose product is annotated as calcium channel, voltage-dependent, L type, alpha 1D subunit, b. Lineage: Eukaryota; Metazoa; Chordata; Actinopteri; Perciformes; Percidae. The record is from RefSeq and is a predicted model, not a curated record. Gene Ontology annotation, cellular component: membrane; voltage-gated calcium channel complex. The coding region runs from base 251 to 6976 and encodes 2241 amino acids. Gene Ontology annotation, molecular function: high voltage-gated calcium channel activity. Gene Ontology annotation, biological process: calcium ion import across plasma membrane. The transcript is spliced from 50 exons.